Messenger RNA from Meira miltonrushii, 3140 nucleotides. Its product is annotated as Utp14-domain-containing protein. Gene Ontology annotation, cellular component: small-subunit processome; nucleolus. Gene Ontology annotation, biological process: rRNA processing. The coding region runs from base 36 to 3074 and encodes 1012 amino acids. Lineage: Eukaryota; Fungi; Basidiomycota; Exobasidiomycetes; Exobasidiales; Brachybasidiaceae. The record is from RefSeq and is a predicted model, not a curated record. The transcript has a single exon.
CUUUCAUAUUCCUUGAGCCAUAUAUACCACCAAAGAUGGCAAUGGGUAAAGGCAGAUCGCCUUCGGAUAGAAAAGCAAAGGGAGGCUUUGGUACCAGUGACCAUGUGAAAGCACGUCAAGAGAAGAGACAAGGUCGAAGUAAUAGCAGUGGCGGUCCAAAGAGCAUUCAUGAUGUUUUCGAAUAUGCAACUGAACAAGAAGAACGCGGAAAGGGUGGAAAUAAUAAAGGAUCUCAAAGACGGUUACAGAGAGCCACUACGAACGGUACAGAAAUGUUUGAUCGUCCGAAUGGCAAAAGGGCAGCAGCAGAUGACUCUGAUGAAGAGGAAGAGGAUGAACAUGAUGCCCGAGCUCAUGCAUCUUCAAGUAAACGACCAGAUUACGGUACAGCACCCAUCUUAGGAGAUGAUGAUGAAAAUGAGUACCACGUCACAGAAAUCGCUUCAGAAGAUGAUGAGGAAAUCGACUCAGAUGAAGCUUUCGGUGAGAGUGAUGACGAAAGGUACGCUGAUUGGAAAUUUGCCAGCGAUAAGAACAAGAAGCAAGGGAUGAAAGGAAAGCGAUCUAGAGGUCCAGCGAACGAUGAAGAGGAUGAAGAGGCUUCAAGCGGCAGUGACGAGGAAGAAGAUGAAGAUGAUGCGGACAUGAUGGAUCUAUCAAAAAUGCUGGAUGGCGGAAGUGAGGAUGAUUCUGCAGAUGAUGAUGAAGACGACGACGACGACGAUGAUGAUGAUGACGACGAAACACUUCAGAAGCACAUAGAAGCGUUUGGCAAAGGAACAUCGAAGCGUGAUAGCGAAGCUGCUGCACUUGGCUCUGGACCUUCAGCGAACAAGAGAAGAGUGUUACAAGAUCGCACUGAAGCCGUUCCCGAAGGUGAAUGGAAUGCUCCGAUUCGUCGGGAAGGAGCGGGCUUGACAAUCGAUGAUCUAUUGAAGCCUAUUGCUGAUCACAAUGGUACAUCAUUAACUGCCUUGCGAGGCACAGCUAAAGCUCUUCGUCCUCCCACAUCCGCCAAUGACAAACAACCAGUAGCAUCCAAAAAGGGAGGUGGUAAAUUACAUGCACCUCUACCAACCAUCGUACAAGAUCGUUUGGACCGCUCUGCAGCGUACAAUGAGACGAAAGCCGAGGUGGAUGGUUGGCAACCAACUAUCAAACGUCUAAGGGAAGCUGAACAUCUUUCAUUCCCACUUCAACCUGAUCCAGUCGUACGUCCAUCUACUGCUGCUCUAGCUGGAAACUUUAAAGCGUCAAACGAUUUUGAGCAAGAUAUCGCAGCCAUGUUGGAACGUGAAGGUGCUACGGAGAAACAAAUGACGAAAGCCGAAGAGUUGGAGAUGAACAACAGAGGCAUGUCUGCUGAUGAAAUCCGAAGAAGAACGGGUGAACUUCGUCGUAUGCGUGAGCUACUAUUCCGAGAAGAGCAAAAAGCCAAACGGGUCAGUAAGAUCAAGAGUAAGACAUACCGUCGUAUUGCAAGAAAGCAAAAGCAGAGGGACGAGGAAAAAGCCCGACAAGCAGGUCUGCUCAACGGUGAAGGGGAUGAAGAGGACGAUGAAGAAUCUCGAAUGAAAGCUGAAAGAGCACGAGCAAAGGAACGUGCCACUUUGAAGCAUAAGAAUGCCGGAAAAUGGGCGAAAGAUGCAAUUGGUAUGAAAGGAAUUCACGAUAUGCCUGAAACACGCAAGGCUGUUGAAGAUCAGCUGUUGCGGGGUGAACAAUUGCGAAGAAGGAUCCAAGGGGAUGGAUCGGAUGACGAUGAGGACGAUAGUGAUGCUGAUACCAUGCAAAGCGACGAUAACAGGGACAAUGAUCGAGAAAGAGGAUUUGAUGAAAUGGCAACAUUGAAAAAGAAUCUAGCAGAGGAAGAUGCAAAUGUUGCAAAUGAGGGAGAGAAGAAAGGUGUCUGGAAUAUGAAGUUCAUGCGUGAAGCACGCGAACGUCAAGCGAAGGAUUCGUUAGAUCAGAUGGACGCAUUUGAGAAAGAGAUGCAAGAGAAUGAGGGCUCAGAUGAUGAUGAAGUCACUGCUGCAUCCAUGCAAAUCGGUCAGAAUGCCGGUCGACGUGUGUUUUCAGCCACAUCGGAUGCCGUCCAGAACGGUAAAGCUGCCGGUGAUGAAGGAGAGGAAGAGGCUUCACACAAACCAAAGGCGUACAAACCAUUGACAAAGACGGAUGCAGUGAAUAUUCGAGUAGAUGACGUUCGACCGAUUGAUAGCAAAACCUCUAAGGGCAAAGAUGAGACAAAAGACGUCAAUCCAUGGCUGGUAGAUGCUUCUCAAUCCAACAAGGUUUCACGCAAAAAGAACGAGGCCACGAUUAGCAAAGACGGUAGUGCACUCAAUAAAGCAGCCAAUCGAAUUCAGAAACAUGCUAGCAAGAAUGAUGAUGCGCGUUUAGCCGAGCAGCAGGAUGGCGAGCUUGUCAUUGAUCCUGAAGCACAACUAGCAUUACGUCAAGAAGCAACUCAGAAUCAAUCAAAGAAGCAAAAUGGAAAGAAGUCAGUGAACACUCGUGAUGCAGAUGAAGAUUCCAACGACGACAGUGAUGGAGAGGAGGAUAUUGAUGAGCCCGUAGAAGUCAAUGUCAGAAAGCCAAAGACUGCCAUGCAACAACGUCAAUUGGUCAGCGAAGCGUUUGCGGGAGAUGACGUUUUGGCAGAUUUCGCUGCAGAAAAACAAGCGGAAAUUGAUGCAGAGAAGCCUCAAGAGGUCGACACGUACCUUCCUGGUUGGGGAUCAUGGUCUGGAAAAGGAGUAAGAACAUCAAAGAAGAAAGCUGAAGAAAGGAAAAAACAAUUCACAAAGACAACUGCUGGUUUGGAUCCAACAAAACGUAAAGAUUUCGGCAUGUCCAAUGUGAUCAUCAAUCAAAAGCGUGAUAAAAAGGCAGACAAAUUCAAAAGUGAUGAUGUGCCUUUUCCUUAUACUUCUCGUGCACAAUAUGAGAUGGCAAUGCGUAACCCUCUUGGACCUGAAUGGAAUACCCGCACCCAACAUCAAAGGAUGACGUUACCAAAAGUUCUCACUAAACCCGGCAAAGCAAUCAAGCCAAUCGAGAAAUUAUUUUAAUAUAGAUCCAUCAUGUAUAUUACCAUCAUUUAAUUUACCUUUUCUCCUUUAAUCAUCACUUGGGAC